This is a messenger RNA of Staurois parvus, 351 nucleotides long. Lineage: Eukaryota; Metazoa; Chordata; Amphibia; Anura; Ranidae. The record is from the annotation of a GenBank genome assembly.
CUGUAAGGUGGCACUGAUAGGCGGCACUGAUGCACACUGAUAGAUGGCACUGAUAGGCGGCACUGAUUGGCAGCACUGACUGGCACCGAUGGGUGACACUGAAAGACAGCUCAGCUGGGCACUGAUAUGUGGCAUUGAUGUGGCACUGGCAGGUGGCAUGGAUGAGCACUGAGAGCUGGCACUGAUGGACACUGACAGGUGGCGCUGCUGGGGCUACACAGAUCAUCAGAGCACUCUGAUCAUCAGUGCCCUGAUGAUCAGUGUAGGAGCUGUCAGCGUGACAGCUUGUGAGGAGAGAAAUGCCGAUAACCGGCAUUUCCCUGUUUACAUGUGACCAGCUGUGAUUGUACA